GUCUGGGCAUGGCGGGGGUUCGAUGCGUGCGGGGAGUCGGGUUGUGGGGGUGCAAGAGGUUUUGGGGCACGGGGGGGUCGGCCCCAGCGAGGCCACCAUGUCCCAGUCUGUCACCUGCCUGAAGCCUCUGCCUGUGCCACCCUGCCAGCAGUGGGGGGAUGGCCGAGAGACCCCCCCAUCCCCAUCACCACCGGGAUCUCCGCUCGGCUUCCCCGGCGAGACGCUGUUCCGGCAGGGAAACGGGGUCACCUACCGCAUCCCGGCUCUGCUCUACGUGCCCCCCACCGCCACCUUCCUGGCCUUUGCCGAGAAACGCUCCUCAGCCAGGGAUGAGGACGCCAAGUUCCUGGUGCUGCGCCGGGGCUGCCGGGACGGCUCCUCGGUCAAGUGGGGUCCGCUGGAGGAGCUGUCGGCGCUGGUGCUGCCCGGCCGCCGCACCAUGAACCCCUGUCCCCUUUACGACGCGACGAGCGGCGUCAUCUUCCUCUUCUGCAUCUGUGUGGAGCGGGGCAAGACAGAGCGGCGCCAAAUCUGGCGGGGCUGCAGCGCCGCCCGCCUCUGCUAUUCCACCAGCGCCGACAGCGGCCGCACCUGGACCGCACUGCGGGACGUGACGGACCAAGCCAUCGGCAGCGACCUGUCCCGCUGGGCCACCUUCGCCGUGGGGCCGGGCCACGGCGUCCAGCUGGGCUCGGGGCGCCUGGUGGUGCCGGCGUAUGCCUACUACGUGCACCGGCGCUUGUGCGGGGCCGUGCCACUGCCGUGCUGCACCCGCCAGCACGCCCUCGUCUUCUACAGCGACGACGGCGGGCGCAGCUGGCACAAGGGCGACCUGGUCGCCGGCGGCGAAACGGGCGAGUGCCAAGUGGCUGAGAUAAUCCGGGACGAUGCCCAGCGGCCCGUGCUCUACUGCAACGCCCGGGCGGCGCGGGGCUGCCGGGCCGUGGCGUUCAGCACCGACCGCGGGAUGCGCUUCGGGCGCUCGGCGCGGUGCAAAGAGCUGGGGGAGCCGCCGCGGGGGUGCCAGGGCAGCGUGGUGAGCUUCCCCGCGCCCGCCGGGGACACCCCCACGUGGUUACUGUACUCCCAUCCCACCGACCGGCACCGCCGGAGCGAUUUGGGCGUCUAUCUCAACCCCUCGCCGCUGGACGGGGCGGGAUGGAGGCGCCCGUGGGUGCUGCGCCCGGGGCCGGCGGGUUAUUCCGACCUGGCCGUCUGUCCCGGCGGCGGUUUCGGCUGCUUGUUCGAGUGCGGCGAGAGCAGCGCCUGCGAGGAAAUCGCCUUCUGCCUCUUCGCCCUGGGCGAGCAGAACCUCCAAGCUUUUUAAAAUGGACCGAUUUUAGAUGGGGGUCACUCCCGAUUACCAGCGGCCGGUGGCGCCCGCACCUCACCGGGGGCCUUUGCGAUGCGCAGGAGGCUCCGCAUCACAUAGGUUUUAUUUAAUUAGCGCUUUGCUUUUUAAUCACCCAGCAGAUAGAGAUGUUGGUGUCCUGGGCAGAGUGAAGAAUAUGCUGACACAGCACCCGAAAUUCCACUGCUUUGCCAAAAAUUGGUGGCAGCAAAAAAGCAAAAGGUGCCACCAAGAGCAGCCAGUCCCCUGUGGGAAAGUACCGGAAAGUGGUUGGUUUAGUUAAAAAUACCAGUGAUUUCUGUCUCCCCGCCACAUGGCAGAGAAUCUGCUUUUUUACCCCUUUUUUAUCCUGUUUUCAGAUUCAGGGCGAGUUUUGCCCCAUAUUCUCAUGGGGAAAACCACUCAGAUCUUGAGGGUUUUUUAAUUCUGCUCCGUAGGGGAUAGGCUGUGGCAUCGCCAGAGUGACAGUGGCCACACAUCCCCGUGCGGCUGCCAAAUAAAGUUGUCCCAAAAAUGGGUGGAAUCCAA
Molecule: messenger RNA, 1879 nt
Organism: Columba livia (rock pigeon)
Lineage: Eukaryota; Metazoa; Chordata; Aves; Columbiformes; Columbidae
Gene: NEU3
Product: neuraminidase 3
Exons: 4
Coding region: 23-1327 (434 amino acids)
Biological process (GO): ganglioside catabolic process; oligosaccharide catabolic process
Cellular component (GO): cytoplasm; intracellular membrane-bounded organelle; membrane
Molecular function (GO): exo-alpha-sialidase activity
Source: RefSeq, a predicted model, not a curated record